AGAUGGCGGACAGGCGGACAGCUUUCAUGAAUGUCAUAAUAAUGUGACAAUGAAAGAAAAGUGUAAAAAGUGAUUGCUCAAAAUACCAUUAUAAUUAUGACAGUAGCGAGUAAGCCAAUAAUCGAGUUGUGUAUAAUUUCUGUUUCUUCCUAAAAAGUCAAACUGGACGGGAAAAAUUUGACCAUGGAUUUCCCUUAACAGGACAAGGAUCGGUAUAAUCCGUGUUGUAACCCUUUCACACUCAAGGAGGACGAAGAACAAGAAAAAUCUAUAAUCUGAUUAUAGUCCCCUGCCUGAAGAAGGAUUAAUCAAUUUGCUAUGAGUGUAUGGCAAAUGGUUUGGCUUUGGUCCCUAUUUGGCUGAAAGUAGGAAUCUUGCACAAAAAUGAGUGGAGCUGAUGGUGGUGGAGAUCUAAUUGGCGGAUGGCAUGAAUGUGCCAGUUGGUUAAUCAGAUGUGGAGCUCUUCGAUCGGAUCACCGAGCGAAUUGGCCAACUGCAACGGCCUGCGACUUAGCAUACAUUCUUCGAGACGGUGUUUUAUUGUGCAAUCUUUUAAACACCGUCGAUCCAGGAUGCAUAGACAUGAAAGACGUCAAUCAAAAGCCUCAAAUGGCUCAAUUUCUGUGCCUCAGAAAUAUCAAAGUUUUUCUGUCUGCCUGCUCCAACAUCUUCGACCUCUCGGAAUCCGAUCUUUUUGAGCCCCCGAUGCUUUUCGAUUUAUCCAACUUCCACAGGGUCCUCUGUACACUCAGCUGUCUUUCAAACACGUCUCGAUUCCGACUCAAAGGGAUUCCUGGAUUUUCGGUAGGAAAAGGUCGAUCUCAAGAGGACAUUUACAAAGACUUGCAAAGCGUCGGAGCUGGGCGAGAAAGUGAGGGCCGUCGAAGGAGGUUUAGAAGGCGAGAGGGUGAUGAGGCAGGAGGUGGGGGGGAUGAUGAAGAUCCCGUCGGAGAAGAGGACGGUUACGGGGCAUACAGCAGUCAUGUUCAUAGCGAAAAAAUCUACCAGGACUUGUGUAGACUUCACCUUCCGCCUCCUCCGUCUGCUGCACAGGGGGCAAUUUCCGGAGGAGAGAAACGGGACUAUGUCGUGCAAGAACUGGUGGAAACGGAACGAAAUUACUCAGAAGUGCUAACCAAUUUAUUGAGGUAUUUCGCCAGGCCCUUGUCAACCAUGUUAAAACCGGAAGAUUCAUCGCGAAUUUUUUUUGGGAUUAAAGAUCUCGCUGAGAUUCAUGUUGGAUUUCACAACGUGCUUCGUAAAGCACGGAAUGGGGCAGCUUUAGCACAAGUCUUUCUCGAAUUCCAGGAAAGGUUUCUUAUAUAUGGAGAUUACUGUGCAAAUUUGACAAUCGCUCAAAAUACUUUGCAAGAUGUGUGUUCUAGAUAUGACCAGAUCAAUCAAGAAGUAAUUAGGUGCCAACAAGAAGCAAAUAAUGGAAAAUUUAAGCUUCGUGAUAUUCUCUCAGUGCCAAUGCAGAGGAUUCUCAAAUACCAUUUAUUAUUAGAAAAGCUAGUAGAAGAGACCCCCUCCGAUUGGGUGGAGGACCAUCGUCAAUUGUCGAAAGCCAGAGAAGCCAUGGUGGAUGUAGCGCAAUAUAUAAAUGAAGUGAAGCGGGACUCGGACACUUUGGAUAUAAUCAAGGAUAUACAAGCGUCUAUAGUCGACUGGGAUGUACCUGAGAAUGCACAAUUAAGGGACUUUGGACGGUUGCUUAGGGACGGAGAACUUAAGGUGAAAGCCCAUGGUGAUCAGAGAGUUAAGGCGCGAUACGCUUUUGUUUUCGAGCAAGCAGUUCUAGUGUGUAAAGCCGGUAGGGGAGAUCAAUAUUGUUACCGCGGAACCCUAAAGUUAGAUGAUUACCGAAUCGAGGAUCACACUGGUAGGCGAACUCUUGGAAGAGACUCUCGAUGGUCCUACCAGUGGUUUCUCGUUCACAAACAAAUGCGUACAGCUUAUACACUCUUCGCUAGAACUGAAGAACAAAAGCAGAUGUGGAUAAAAGCUCUGCAAGAUGCAAUGGACAAUGUGAACCCUGCCGCUUGUCGUCAUACUAAUCAUAAAUAUAGAUUAACCACGUUCGAUAAUGUACGUUGCUGCCGAAGGUGCGAGAAGUUCCUUAAAGGGCGAAUAUUCCAGGGUUACAAAUGUGAAGUGUGCGAGCUCGCUGUUCACAAACAAUGCAUUUCUAAUUCGGGGCGUUGUAUGCCUGCACCGCCGCCUCCACCGCCCCCACCCCCAUUACCUUGUGAGCGAGCUUUAAGCGACAAAUUGUGGUACGUCGGGGUGAUGGGCAGAGACGUCGCUGCUCACAAAUUAGAAGCUCGAGAUGACGGGACUUAUAUGCUAAGACUACGGCCUGCAGGACAACCACGACUUAAGCACGAAACCAACUUUGCACUCAGCCUCAAAGCCGACGGUACGGUGAAACACAUCAGAGUAUUUCAACGAGAUGUGGAUGGUGCUGAUCUUUAUUACCUGAGCGAGUCUAGAUUCUUCAAAAGUGUAGUCGAGCUAGUAGAAUAUUACGAGCGUUCGUCGCUGUCAGAAAACUUCGAGAAGUUAGAUCAGCGUUUACUGUGGCCUUUCAGGCGAGUUUUAGCUAAGGCGUUGUUCGAUUUUCGCGGAGAGGAGCCCAAUCAGUUGAGUUUACGUCGGGGUUGUCGAGUCGUCGUGUUGAGCAAAGAGGGUGAAGCUAAAGGUUGGUGGAAAGGAAAGAUCGGUGACCGAGUUGGUUUCUUUCCCAAGGAGUACGUUGAAGAAGAAGGUCCUAAUUUCACACCUUAAACCUAAGCUUAAGCUUAUUGUGCUAAUUUAAUAAUGUGCUCCAACUCCAACAUAUCCCCACAGUCAACUUGCUGUAUAAAAUUUUUAGUAGAAUGUUUAUCCUCUUACCGAGCGCUCUCUUCCGUCGCAGUGAUACAUGACCGAUUUUAUGUGAAAUCAGGCAAUCUGAACCUACUCAGGUCACAGAAGUGAUUGGGACUGAGACAUUUCUUUUCCGAGUUAAAAUAAGAGACACUUAUUUGUUUCUUUUGCAGAAAAACGUCUUUGAUUCUAGUUCAAUCUACAACCUUUCAGUUAUUCUGAAAGAACAUGAAAAUAUUUAAAAAUUACAAAAAUAGCGUACAUUUUUCGAACAUAAGGUGAAGUUUUCCAAAGAGACUACCUUUGAUUUUUCAAUGAUUUAUAGUGAUAUAAGGGAGAUACUACUAUCCCUUCAGAUAGAAAAAUAUAUUUUUUAUAAUAUAAGAUACAUUUUUCAGAAUAUAGAUUUUUUUUAAACAUUCAUAGUUUUAUGUCUCAAAGUAACGAAAUUUAAAUCAAUAAUUCAGAACAUUUGAAACCAGGAUUUUCAAAAUCCCGAAACUUCUUAUUAACAAAAUUUAACAUUUCCGGAAAUUUAAAAUCCCCCAUAAA
Molecule: messenger RNA, 3420 nt
Organism: Belonocnema kinseyi
Lineage: Eukaryota; Metazoa; Arthropoda; Insecta; Hymenoptera; Cynipidae
Gene: Vav
Product: protein vav
Exons: 9
Coding region: 385-2787 (800 amino acids)
Biological process (GO): cell migration; regulation of GTPase activity
Cellular component (GO): cytoplasm
Molecular function (GO): protein binding; guanyl-nucleotide exchange factor activity
Source: RefSeq, a predicted model, not a curated record